AUUAGAAUUUAAUUCUUAUACUCAAAUCAAAUCCAUGGAGUAUAUGUAGCAGUACUUUUAUUAAUAUACAUAUACAUUAGCAUAUGGUGAGGCUAUGAUGCGGCCUUGUAAUUAAAGAAGUAACUUGAUAUUUAUAUGUCAAAUGGAGAUAGUAUUGUAGAGUAUAUUUCUAAAUAAAUCUUGGUAAAACCUGACGUCUAUCUCAAAUCGAAUAAAGGAUAAUUUAUUCAGAAAUAUGUAAGUGAAAUACUUCAUGUUUUUACCUAAUUCGUGUGUUGGUAAAGAUAUCUCCUUAUUAGGAAAAUUAAGUCUUUCUUUUGUGACUUACAGUAAAUCCAGUAUAAGAUCAAAAAAUAAACGUGGAAAACUACCAUGGCUACUCUAUCGUUACGAAUAUCGAUACCGGAAAAGAACGUAACAAAAAUGAUGCAAUUCAAUCCAGCUACAUCAGUAUAUGACACUUGCAGAAUAAUAAAAGAAAAAGUUACAGAAGCCAUUUCCAUGGAACCUAGCAAAGACUUCGGUCUAUUUUUAUCAGAUGAAGAUGCCAAAAAAGGUGUUUGGCUUGAGUCGCGCAGGAGUUUAGAUUACUAUUUAUUAAGAAAUGGCGAUCUUCUGGAAUUUCGGAAAAAAUUACGAACUUUGAGGGUGCGAAUGCUCGAUGGAACUUUAAAAACUAUUUUAGUUGAUGACAGCCAAUCUGUAGCAAAUUUAAUGGUCGUCAUUUGUACUAGAAUUGGAAUUACUAAUCAUGAUGAAUAUUCACUUGUUAGAGAAGUCGAAUAUGAAGAAUUAGAAAAUCAAAGGCCUGGAAAUUUUGGAACAUUAACUUUGAAAAAAAAAAAAGAAGAAAAAGGAGAUAGAGAUAUUAAAAUGGAUCAGUUACGAAAAAAAUUAAAGACUGAUGAUGAAGUCAACUGGAUAGAUCCUAGUAAGACUCUAAGAGAACAAGGUAUUGAUGAAACAGAGACAGUACUGUUAAGAAGAAAGUUUUUCUUUUCUGAUCAAAAUAUCGAUAGUAGAGAUCCUGUUCAAUUAUCACUUUUAUAUGUACAAGCACGAGAUGCUAUCUUAGAUGGUACACAUCCCAUAACCCAAGAACAAGCUAAUAUUUUUGCUGGUAUUCAAUGUCAAAUCCAAUUUGGUGACUAUAAAGAAGAGAAACAUAAGUCCGGAUUCUUAGAUUUGAAAGAGUUUCUACCUCAGUCUUAUUUAAAAGUUAAAGGUAUCGAAAAGAAAAUUUUUCUUGAACAUAAGAAUUACACUGGCUUAUCCGAGUUGGAAGCCAAAGUUUUAUAUACAAAAACAGCAAGAUCGUUAAAUACUUACGGAGUCACUUUUUUCUUGGUGAAAGAAAAAAUGAAAGGAAAAAAUAAACUAGUACCUCGCUUACUCGGUGUGACCAAGGACUCUGUCCUACGUCUUGAUGAAAAAACAAAAGAAAUUCUAAAAUCGUGGCCUCUUACGACGGUCAGAAGAUGGGGAGCGUCGCCUAAUACAUUUACAUUGGAUUUUGGAGAUUAUUCUGAUCAAUAUUAUAGUGUCCAAACAACUGAAGCUGAGCAAAUUUUACAGUUAAUAUCUGGAUACAUAGAUAUUAUUCUAAAGAAACAAAAAUCUAAAGAUCAUUUUGGCAUUGAAGGAAAUGAAGGAUCUACAAUGGUCGAGGAUAGUGUUUCACCGUUAAAAGCAACUAUUAUGCAACAUGAAACUAACAAUAUUGAGAAAGGAAAUAUGGAGUCUGUCUCUGUUGCAAUACCAGCAGUCGUCAGAUCUAGUGUAGAUGGAGCCCGACCUUACGGAACAGGUUACAUGACUGCAGCGCAAUACACGAGCAUAAGUAGACAAAUUAAUAUAUCUCAUGCACCACCUACGGUUCAGCAAUCUGAAGUUACAUGUAUAAUGUCAGAACCACAAAAUGCUUUGAUAUCUACUAUUGUUUUCGGAAAACAAAUUAUUCAAACCGCUGAAAAUCAACUAUUUUCCAAGACGGAACUACCCGAGUUAGGGCAUGAUACAGCAUCUUUAAGAUGGAUAGAGAAAACUACUGAUGCUCACAAACAGAAUGUCGGGGCACAAAUAGCCGCCAUGAAUGCUGCUACAGCACAAAUAGUAACUUUAACGUCUGGCCCCAUAGAUAGUGUUGAUCAUACCGCUGUUAGCGCAGCUAUUACAACUAUAACAAAUAACUUACCUGAAAUGACUAAAUGCGUAAGAAUGAUAGCUGCUCUUUUAGAUGAUGAAUCGUCUGGCGACAAAUUGUUAAAUGCAGCAAGGAAGUUGUGUUCAGCAUUUUCCGAUUUACUAAAAGCCACAGAACCAGACAGUAAACAGUCAAGACAGAUUUUGUUAAGUGCAGCAUCUCGUAUUGGUGAAGCGUCACAUCAAGUUCUUUUGACUAUUGGUGAAGAAGAUGAUACGAAUUGUGAAAUACAAGAUAUUUUACUGUCGUUAGCUAAGAAUGUCGCUAAUACAACCGCUGCUUUGGUAUUAAAAGCAAAAAAUAUUGCAGCUACUUACGAAGAAUCAACCAUUCAGAAUCAAGUAAUAUCAGCUGCUACUAAUUGUGCACUUGCUACAUCUCAGUUAGUAGCUUGUGCUAAAGUAGUAGCUCCGACAUUGAAUUCACCAGCAUGUCAAACGCAAUUAAUGAAUGCAGUUCGAGAAGUCACUAAAGCUGUGGAAAAUCUUGUUAAGAUUUGCAAUGGUACUUGCUUUGAUGAAGAACUACUAAAAGAAUUAAGUGGUGCCGCUGCAGAUGUAACAAAGGCUCUUAAUGAUUUGCUGUCUCACAUAAAAAUAGUUACUUGUGGAGAUAAAUUAAAGGAGUCAAGCCAAGAAAGUGCAUUGGAAACAAUAUUAUCGGCAACUGAUAAAUUAUUUGCUAAUACAGGAAGUGCUGGAGAAAUGAUUCGUCAAGCUCGGAUUGUUGGGCAAGCAACUGCACAAUUAAUUCAAAGUAUUGAAGGUGAUGCCGAAACACAAACUGACUAUGAACAACAAAAAAAACUUCUUACUGCCGCUAAAAUGCUGGCUGAUGCAACAGCUAAAAUGGUGGAAGCUGCCAGACAAUGUGCAAACAGUCCUCAUGAUAUUAAAAUGCAAAAUAAUCUUCGACAAGCUGUUGAAGAAUUGCGUGAAAUAACUACAGCUGCUGCUUCUCCAGCUAUUCGGCGUUCCCUAAUUUUUAAAUUAGAAAAAUGUUCUAAAUAUGCAGCUGCUUCAGCAACUGAAUGUAUUGCAGCAGCAUCUGGAGUGAAUAACUUGGGUGAAAAUAACGUCAGCCUAGCAGAACUGAAUGCAGAAUGUCGGUCAAUAGUAAAAUGUAUCCCGAAUUUGGUAUCGGGGAUAAAGGGAACUGUAUCUCAUCCCGACAAUCCUAUAAUGCAACUCAAUCUUAUAAAUGCUGCUGAACAGUUCUUACAACCUGGUACUGCUGUCGUAAAGGCAGCCAAAUCCGUAUUACCUACUAUUACUGAUCAAGCAAUAUCAAUACAGUUAAAUAGUUGCUCACAACAACUUGGCAUCGCUUUAACAGAUUUAAGAUCUUCGGUGAAUCGGGCAAAAGAAGCUUGUAACGGAUUAGAACUAGAUGUGGCUGAAGAAAGAAUAACAUCUUUUAAAGGUGACCUUGCUGAUUUAAUAGAGUCACUGAAUCAAUCAAAUCUAAAACCAUUGCCAGGAGAAACUACAGAUUUAACGGUUUCAAGGCUUGGUUCUAUAAUUAAAGUAGUUGAAUUUACGGUUAUGCAAUUAGCGUCAGCUGCUAAACAAGGUAAUGAAACAUAUAGCGGUAGUGCUGCAAGAGAAGUAGCUAAUUCUGUGAAAGACUUAAUGGAAGCAGUUAGAGGAGUUGCAGCUACAAUCGAGAAAGAAAAUUUACAGAAUAACAUAUUUAAAUCAACUAAAGAUGUCGUAGAAAAAUGCAUAUGCUUACUUCAAGAAGUACGGCGAGUUUUGAAAAAUUCAAAUGAUAAUAACGACAAUGAAGAUUUAAUGACUAUCGCCAAAAAUAUCUCUUAUUCUUUAAGUGAUUGUGUUUCUUGUUUACCUUGUCAAACAGAUAUUGAUGAAGCUAUGCGGUUGAUAAAUUUUGCUAGUCAAAAGCUAAAUACAGAAGAAUUUAUACCGUCGAACCAAAAUUAUAGACAUUUACAAAGGAAUUUGAAUUGCGCCGCCAAAGAUCUUCAUGAAGCUUCUUCUUCUAUUAAUGCAUCAAAAUGGAUUCCAACAGUUUUAGUUGAUUCUUUGAAGACCUUUGUAAAUUCUUACGGAGAAGUUAUGGAUACUGCAUUAAAAAUGGCUGGACAAACGACAAAUGAAACAAGAUUACAAGUAAUUUAUUCAUUGAGAAACAUCAGUAAAAAUUGUUUAAAAUUUUUAUCUUCUACUAAAGCUAUUUUAGCCGAUUCUGAUGCGCCAAACUGUAAGAAUCAAUUAUCCGUUGCAGCGCGGACAUUAACUGAUUCUAUCAAUCAAUUAUUAGAUAUUUGUAUAUCAGCAGCUCCAGGACAAAUAGAUUGUGAUAACUCAAUAAGAAAUAUUGAGUCUAUGCUUUCAUUGUUAGAUAAUCCAAAUGAACCAAUCUCAGAUACAUCUUAUUUUGAAUGUCUUGAAACGGUUAUGGAAAAAAGUAAAAGUUUAGGAGACGGUAUGACAGGUAUUGCUAAUUUUGCUAAAAAAUCAGAAUACGAGCAGUUUUCGUUAGCUAUAAGAGAAGUUUCAACCUCUAUUUGUGGUCUGAUUGAAGCAGCUGCUCAAGCAGCUUAUCUAGCAGGAGUUGGUGAUCCUACUUCAGUAGCUGGGAAACCAGGAUUAAUUGAUCAAUCAUAUUUUUUUCGAGCUGCUCAAUCCAUACAUUUGAGUUGUCAAAGUCUUGAGAAUCCCACUUCAUCAAAACAACACAUUCUUUCAGCUGCAACAGUUAUUGCAAAACAUACAAGUGCGUUAUGUAAUAUUUGCAGGCUUGCAUCUAGUAAAACUAGCAAUCCUAUUGCUAAGCGACAAUUUGUUCAAUCAGCUAAAGACGUUGCUAAUUCUACAGCUAUUUUGGUUAAAGAAAUAAAAGCUCUUGAUACUGAAUAUUUAGACUUUAAUAAAACGAAAUCAAUAUUUCCUACUAAGCCUCUGUUAGAUGCCGUUGAUAAUUUAUGUGUCUUUGCUAGUUCUCCUGAAUUCAUUAGUCAACCAGCUAAAAUAUCUCUUUUAGCUAGAAAUUCACAAGAACCUAUCAUUUCUGCCGGAAAAUCAAUUAUUACUGGUUCUUGUGCAAUGAUAAUUGCUGCAAAAAGUCUUGCAGUUACUCCAAAAGAUCCUCCAACUUGGCAACUUUUAGCAAAUAAUAGCAAAAAUGUUAGUGACUCCAUUAAAGCAUUAGUAUCUUCUAUUCGAGAUAAAGCUCCUGGUCAAAAAGAGUGUGACUUGGCUAUUCAAAAACUUGGUAUCAAAAUACGAGAUUUAAAUACAGCAUCCUUAAAUGUAAUUUCUCAGACAAUGCAUGUACGAAGAGAAAAUACUAUUCAAGGAUUUUCAGAUCAAAUGAAUAAUAGCAUCUCCGAAUUACGAGAUAGGCUGGAAUUUUUGCAUAAUGCUGCUAAAUAUGAAGCAGAAAAUAUUGGUCAUAUUGUAACGCACAUUUUACUGUACUGUGAUUCAUUAGUUAGUGGAGCGAUAGGAUCUGCAUCUCAUAUGAUUCAAUCAAAGCAACAAGCUAUAUUAUUAGAUCAAACCAAAACUGUCAUAGAAUGCAUACUGCAAUUGGUCUAUGCAACAAAAGAAUGUGGCGGAAAUCCUAAAGCCACAAAUAUUCAUAAUGAAAUAGAUGAUAGUAUAGAUUCUACGAAAGAAUCUCUUCUAGAACUGAAAAAUACUCUAGAAACAAUAUCAAUAUCCAAUGGCAUUGUUACAGGAUUAAUAGAAUCCAUAAAUCGAGCAAUGGUUAGAUUAGAAGGUAAUAGAAAUUCUACGAUGGAAAAUAUGGAAUCAUUUGUUGAUUAUCAAACUAAUAUGGUGGAAUCCGUUAAGGAAAUCUCUAGAUUAGCUCACGAAAUUUCGAAUAAUUCUGCUAUGAGUUCAACGAAACUAGGACCACUUGCAAUAGAUCUUUCUCACAAGUAUACACAGUUAAUCGAAGAUUCAUUAGGUGCAAUGGUUGUUACAUCAAACCCUGACAUAUCAGUAAAAUUAAGAAUGUACAUUCAAGAACUCGGAAAAGCAUGCAUUGAUAUAGUUAAAUCAGCAGGUACUCACGGAAUAAUCUCAGAUGAAAUUUAUACCAGGCAAAUUUUUGACUAUAGCAGAAUAGUGAAUGAUAUAGUAUCUCAAGUUCUCACAGUUUUACAAGCUGGAUCUCGAGGGACCCAAGCAUGUAUAAAUGCAGUAAGCACAGUAUCAGGUAUCAUUGGAGAUCUUGACACAACUAUAAUGUUUGCUUCUGCGGGUACUCUUCAUGCCGAAAAUGAAAAUGAAAAAUUCGCUGAUCAUCGAGAAAAUAUGUUAAAAACUGCCAAAGCAUUAGUUGAAGAUACAAAAACGUUAGUUGCUGGAGCAGCAUCUUCUCAAGAGCAAUUGGCUGUAGCUGCUCAGAAUGCCAUAACAACAAUUAUUGAACUUGCUGAAGUUGUUAAAUUUGGUGCAGCUAGCCUUGGAAGUAGUAACCCUGAAGCACAAGUCAUGUUGAUAAAUGCUGUACGCGAUGUUGCUUCAGCUUUGGGAGAUCUUAUACAUGCUACAAAAGCAGCAAGUGGUAAAAUAAUCAAUGAUCCUACUAUGGCCCAUCUUAAGGACUCUGCAAAGGUGAUGGUAACUAAUGUUACAUCUUUGUUGAAAACUGUAAAAGCUGUAGAAAAUGAACAUACCAGAGGUACUCGUGCUUUAGAAUCUACCAUUGCAGCCAUAGUACAAGAAACAAGAGUACUGAAUUCAACAGAUAAUUUAAAAAUGAAAGUUUCACCUGAAGAUAUAGUUCGUUGUUCCAAAAGUAUAAGUACAUCUACAGCUAAAGCAGUCGCUGCUGGUAACAGCUGCAAACAAGACGAUAUAAUUGCUGCAGCUAACGUAAGCCGCAAAUCCAUCAGUGAUAUUUUAUUAGUCUGCAAGGCCACAGCUCAAAACAAUAUUAAAUCAAACGACUUAAAACAUCGUAUACUUCAAGCUGGUCAUGAUUUGGCUAUGAAUUAUAGAGAAUUACUACAAGUAAUUCUUCAGAUAUCAACUAAACAGAUUGAUUCUAAGCAUUUAUUAUUACCAAUCUCACGAAAAAUAUCUCAAAGCGUAACAGAAUUAGUUGCAAUAGCCGAAAUAUUGAGAGGGAAUAGUGGUAUUAGUCCUGAAGAUCCAACAAUCAUUGCUGAGAAUGAAUUAUUAGGUGCUGCUGCAAGUAUUGAUGCGGCAGCCAAAAAACUUGCGAACCUACGACCACGUCGAGUUAUUCAGGAAACUAAAGAAGAAAUGAAUUUUGAUGAAAUGAUUUUAGAAGCUGCUAAAUCAAUAGCAGCUGCGACGUCAGCUUUGAUAAAAGCAGCAAGCGCUGCGCAACGAGAAUUGAUAUCUGCUGGUAAAGUUUCGCAAACCCUACUAACAAGUUCCGAUGAUGGACAAUGGUCCGAAGGAUUAAUUUCUGCGGCAAGAAUGGUUGCAGCUGCUACUCAUAGCUUGGUUGAAUCAGCUAAUGCUUUGAUUCAAAGUUUUAGCAGUGAAGAAAAGUUAAUUUCAAGUGCGAAACAAGUGGCCAGUAGUACAGCUCAGCUUCUUGUAGCGUGUAAAGUAAAAGCUGAUCCAGAAAGUGAAAACACUAAACGAUUACAAGCUGCUGGAAAUGCGGUUAAAAGAGCAACUGAUAAUUUAGUUCGUGCUGCUCAACAAGCUAUACAAAACGAAGAAGAAAAAUCUCUUAUAUUAAAUCGGCGUAUUGUAGGUGGCAUCGCACAAGAAAUAAACGCAAGAUCGGAAGUUCUUCGAAUCGAAAAAGAAUUAGAAGAAGCUAGAGGAAGAUUGACUGCAAUAAGACAGGCCAAGUACCGAAAUCGAACUGAAACAUCAAGUAAUGAUAUUGAUAAUGAACAAAGUGAUGGUAAUAUUUUGCACCGGUGCGAGAUUCUACCAGCUGUUACGCAAUCUUUUUCAUUUUUUACAUGUUCAAGCGAAGAGCAACAAAAUAAUUCCAUUAUAGAUAACAAUUUAAAAAGCUCGAAAAAAGUUAAUGAAACUCAACAUUCUUUCGGAAAAAAUAGAGAAAGUGAAGAAUAUUCACAUUGUUUCUAAGGAAAUUGACAUUGUAUAUUUAUACUUCAUUCUGAUCUCCAUAGUCAGUGAAGUAACCUAGAACAAUAAUUAAUUUCUUGCAAAUUAUUUCAGAUAACUAUACAGUAAAUGAAACCAUACUUAUUAUGAAAAUGUAAAUAUGAUAUAUAAUCAAAAAUCGAAUUCAAACCAUUUCAAAACUUAUAUUCCAUUAAUCAUGAUAUGACAAAAUUCAGCAUUCAUACAUUAUUAAAUUGUAAUACUAGUAAAUGAAAGACUGCAGAAACAUUUCAUUGCAAUAAUGUACAUUUAUAUAUACAUAUAUAUAUAUA
This is a messenger RNA of Phymastichus coffea, 8573 nucleotides long. RefSeq names its product talin-2 (gene rhea). NCBI's taxonomy places the organism in Eukaryota, Metazoa, Arthropoda, Insecta, Hymenoptera, Eulophidae. Bases 373 to 8262 code for a protein of 2629 amino acids. Gene Ontology annotation, biological process: cell-cell adhesion. Gene Ontology annotation, molecular function: structural constituent of cytoskeleton; actin filament binding; integrin binding. The transcript is spliced from 15 exons. The record is from RefSeq and is a predicted model, not a curated record. Gene Ontology annotation, cellular component: ruffle; plasma membrane; cytoskeleton.